This is a messenger RNA of Carassius carassius (crucian carp), 1410 nucleotides long. Its product is annotated as piggyBac transposable element-derived protein 3-like. The transcript has a single exon. NCBI's taxonomy places the organism in Eukaryota, Metazoa, Chordata, Actinopteri, Cypriniformes, Cyprinidae. Bases 1 to 1410 code for a protein of 469 amino acids. The record is from RefSeq and is a predicted model, not a curated record.
AUGGGGAAAAACUCCCUGAAAACUGUUUCUUUGGCAGAGCUACAGGACACACCUGAACCAUCACCCCCAGAUGAAAAGGAAGGCAGAAGAAGAUUGUGGCGGCAUGAAGAUAUUGAGACAUUCCAGGUUCCAGACUCAAGUUUUAACCACCCUGAUGCUGUAAAGACACCCUUUCAUUAUUUUAAAAUGCUCUUCACAGAUGAGAUGAUUACACAUAUCUCUGAGCAAACCAAUCUCUACGCUGCCCAGGAGCUGGGAGAUCCAAUCAGCACCAGUCCUGAAGAGAUUGAAAAAUUCCUGGCAAUGCUUCUCUUCAUGGGUGUUUUCAGUUUCCCAGCCAUCGAUGACUACUGGUGCAUUGAGUCACGGUUCGAUGUGAUAGCCGAUAUUAUGCCAAGGAGAAGAUUCAAGCUGUUACGCCGGUACCUUCAUUUUAAUGACAAUCAGCAGUGCGAUGGCAGUCCAGAUCGGUUCUACAAAAUCCGCCCCCUUUUUGACAUGCUUCGUCAGCAGUGUCUUCUGAUCUCAUCCACUUACCAGCACAGUGUGGAUGAGGUCAUGGUGGCGUAUAAAGGCACAAGGGCUGGCUCUCUCCGCCAGUAUAUUGCCAACAAGCCAGACAAGUGGGGCUUUAAAUUGUUCUGCCGGGCCAGCUCAUCUGGCAUCAUUCAUGACUUUCUGCUUUAUCAGGGGGCAUCCACAUUCUUCAACGUUGCCCUAACUGAGCAGGAGGAGGCACUGCUUCUAGGGGCCAAACUUGUGACAACACUCUGCAAAACCAUCACACUGCCAAGACUUUCAGUCGUCUUCUGUGACAACUUCUUCACCAGUUUCGACUUGGUCCAGAACCUGCAAGAGAACCUGGGCAUCAGGUGCAUUGGCACUGUCCGACCAAACCGCAUGGGUGGAGCAACCUUAAAGACGGACAAAGAGCUGAUGAAGGAAGGACGUGGAGCUUUUGACUUCAUGUCUGCUGAAGGGCUGCUCGCAGUGAAAUGGUUCGAUAAUAAAUGUGUGAGCUUUCUUAGCAGUGCCAGUGGGAUCACACCUCUUUCCUCUGUCAAACGGUGGAGCAAAGAGGCCAAAGCAAAGGUCGCUGUCGCGUGCCCUUCACUCAUCCCUGCCUACAAUAAGCAUAUGGGAGGCAUUGAUCUGUCUGACAUGCUGGUACACAUGUACAAGACCCCGGCGAAAUCCAGGCGAUGGUACCUUCCGCUGUUUGGAUACAUCCUAGACCUCUGCAUCUCAAAUGCCUGGCUCGUCUACAAGCGGGACUGCAGCUUCCUGAAAGAAACACCACUGCCUCUCAAAAAGUUCCGACUGGCAGUCGCACACACUAUGGCUCAAGUCAACAAGCCAGCAUCCAAAGUUGGCCGACCUUCAUCAUCCUCUCCACCACAGACUGUGUAA